GGGCUGUUUUUCAGUUUGUCUCGCUACAAACAGCAGCAGUAUUACCAGUCCCUGGUGGACCUUCAGCAGCGGGGCCCCGAAGCCGGUCAGGCCAAAACCCAGCAAGACAUGCAGUCCAGUCUGGCAGCCAGAUAUGCAACUCAGUCUAAUCACAGUGGAAUUGCAACCAGUCAGAAAAAGCCUACUAGGCUUCCAGGCCCCUCUAGGGUGCCAGCUGCAGGCAGCAGCAAGGUCCAGGGAGCCUCUAAUCUAAAUAGGAGAAGUCAGAGCUUUAACAGCAUUGACAAAAACAAGCCUCCAAAUUAUGCAAAUGGCAAUGAAAAAGAUUCCUCCAAAGGACCUCAGCCUUGUCCAGGUGUAAAUGGUAACAUGCAGCCCCCCGGCCCUACCGGGCCGCCCCCCGCCUCCGCCAUCCCCGCUCCCAGCGCCAGCAAGCCCUGGCGCAGCAAGUCCAUGAACGUCAAGCACAGCGCCACGUCCACCAUGCUGGCCGUGAGGCCGUCGAGCCCGGCCACCUCGCCCACGCCGUCCGCAGACAGACCGAAGGCCCCGGUCUCCGAAGGCGUCAAGACCGCCACCUCGGGGCAGAAGUCCAUGCUGGAGAAAUUCAAGCUGGUCAAUGCGCGGACUGUUCUCCGCGCCCCGCAGCCUCCCAGCGCGGGGCCCAGCGAGGCUGCCAAGGACGACGACGCCUUUUCUGAAUCUGGUGAAGCGGAAGGUUUUAUUAUCAGCGGCCUGAACAGUGGUGGCUCAACAAGUAGCAGCCCCAAAGUGUCACCGAAAUUAACGCCCCCGAAAGCUGGAAGCAAAAAUCUCAGCAAUAAAAAGUCUUUGCUACAGCCAAAGGAAAAAGAGGAGAAGAGCAGGGACAAAGGUAAAGUUUGCACUGAAAAGGCAGCCAAGGACGAGAAAGACCAGGCGCCGGAGCCGGCUCCGAAGAAGGCCUCCAAGAUUGCGAGCCUGAUCCCCAAGGGCAGCAAGGCGGCGGCGGCGGCGGCGGCCAAGAAGGAAAGCCUGCCCGCGCCCUGCAGCGGGAUCCCCAAGCCCGGCGCCAAGGUGCCCGCGGCCAAGCCGCCCGCGGCGCCGGGCUGCAGGGAGCCGGAGAGGGCCCGGCCCGCGAAGGCGGGCGCGUCCCAGCCGGCGCCCCGGCCGCCCCCCGACAGAGGCCCGGCGGAGGGGCGCGCCGCCGGACAAGCGCCGGCGGGCGCGGCGUCGGGGGCCCCGGGCGGGCCGAGCGCGGGCGGCGGCGUCCAGCUCCCGGCGCAGCAGUCCAGCCGCCCCAACACGGCCACUGUGGCCCCGUUCAUCUGCAGAGCACAUUCAGAAAAUGAAGGUACCUCUUUAUCAUCUGGCGACUCCUGUACCAGUCCUACUAAGAUGGAUUUAUUAUAUAAUAAGACUGCUAAGCAGUGUCUAGAGGAGAUAUCUGGUGAAGACCCCGAAACCAGAAGAAUGAGAACGGUUAAAAACAUAGCAGAUUUGAGGCAGAACUUAGAAGAGACUAUGUCCAGUCUUCGUGGGACCCAGAUAAGCCACAGCACCCUGGAGACAACGUUCGACAGCACAGUGACAACAGAAGUGAACGGAAGGACCAUCCCCAACCUGACGAGCCGACCCACGCCUGUAACCUGGAGGCUGGGCCAGGCGUGCCCCCGGCUUCAGGCUGGCGAUGCCCCCUCUCUGGGUGCUGGCUACUCUCGCAGCGGGACCAGCCGGCUCAUCCACACAGACCCCUCAAGGUUCAUGUACACAACACCUCUCCGUCGGGCAGCUGUCUCUCGGCUGGGAAACAUGUCACAGGUGGACAUGAGUGAGAAAGCGAGCAGUGACCUGGAUGUGUCUUCUGAAGUUGAUGUUGGUGGAUAUAUGAGUGAUGGUGACAUCCUUGGGAAAAGUCUCCGGUCCGAUGACAUCAAUAGUGGAUACAUGACAGAUGGAGGACUCAACCUGUAUACUAGAAGUUUGAAUCGAAUACCAGACACAGUGACAUCUAGGGAUGUCAUUCAGAGAGGGGUUCAUGACGUCACAGUGGAUGCAGACAGCUGGGAUGACAGCAGCUCUGUGAGCAGUGGUCUUAGCGACACGCUUGAUAACAUCAGCACGGACGACUUGAACACCACCUCCUCAGUCAGUUCCUACUCCAACAUCACCAUCCCUUCCCGGAAGGGCACCCAGCUGAAGACAGAUUCAGAGAAACGUUCUACAGCAGAUGACACAUGGGAUAGUACUGAGGAGCUGAAAAAAACAGAGGAGGACUUUGACAGCCAUGGGGAUGGUGGUAGCAAGUGGAAGGGUGUUGCCUCAGGAAUUGCAGAAGACCCCGAGAAGGCAGGGCAGAAAGCCUCCCUGUCCAUUUCACAGACAGGUUCCUGGAGAAGAGGCAUGUCCGCCCAAGGAGGACCACCAUCCCGGCAGAAAGCUGGGACAGGUGCACUUAAGACCCCUGGGAAAACUGAUGAUGCCAAAGCUUCAGAGAAAGGGAAAACGGCCCUGAAAGGCUCGCCUCUACAAAGGUCUCCUUCAGAUGCAGGAAGAAGCAGUGGAGAUGAGGGGAAAAAGCCCCCCUCAGGCAUUGGAAGGUCAACUGCCACCGGCUCUUUUGGGUUUAAGAAACCAAGCGGAGUAGGGUCGUCUGCUAUGAUCACAAGCAGUGGAGCGACAAUAACGAGUGGGUCAGCCACGCUGGGUAAAAUCCCCAAGUCUGCUGCCAUUGGUGGGACAUCAAAUACAGGGAGAAAAACCAGUCUGGACGGCUCGCAGAAUCAAGAUGACGUUGUGCUUCACAUGAGCUCAAAGACAUCCCUACAGUACCGCAGCCUGCCCCGCCCUGCAAAGUCCAGCACCAGUGGCAUUCCGGGUCGGGGGGGCCACAGAUCCAGUACCAGCAGUAUUGAUUCCAAUGUUAGCAGCAAGUCAGCGGGGGCCACCGCCUCCAAACUGAGAGAACCCACUAAGAUUGGGUCUGGGCGCUCCAGUCCCGUCACUGUCAACCAAACAGACAAGGAGAAGGAGAGAAUAGCAGUCUCGGACUCGGAGAGUCUGUCUUUAUCAGGUUCCCCCAAAUCCAGCCCCACCUCCGCCAGUGCCUGUGGCACACAAGGGCUCAGGCAGCCAGGAUCCAAAUAUCCUGACAUUGCAUCACCUACAUUUCGAAGGUUGUUUGGUGCCAAGGCAGGUGGCAAAGCCACCCCCGCACCUGGUGCCGAGGGAGCGAAAGCGCCCUCCGUCGUGCCUGGCCCCGGCGCCGCCUUGGCACGGCAGGGCAGCCUGGAGUCGCCGUCGUCGGGGACGGGCAGCGCGGGCAGUGCGGGCGGGCCGAGCGGCGGCAGCAGCCCUCUCUUCAGCAAGCCCGCAGACCUAGCUGCAGACGUGCUCGGCCUCAGCGCCUCGCUGGCGUCCAGCCCCGCGUCGGGCGGCCCGCCAUGGGCCGCCACUCUGAGCAGCUCCUCCGCGGGCAGCAAGGACACGCCGAGCUACCCGUCCAUGACUAGCCUGCACACGAGCUCCGAGUCCAUGGACCUCCCCCUCAGCCACCACGGUUCCCUGUCUGGCCUGGCCGCGGGCGCCCACGAGGUGCAGAGCCUGCUCGUGAGAACGGGCAGUGUGCGAUCCACACUCUCGGAAAGAUACACCCCAUCGUCUCGGCAGGCCAGCCAAGAAGAGGGCAAAGAGUGGCUGCGUUCCCAUUCUACGGGAGGGCUGCAGGAUACUGGCAGCCGGUCGCCUCUGGUCUCCCCUUCUGCCAUGUCAUCUUCUGCAACAGGAAAAUACCACUUUUCCAACUUGGUGAGCCCAACCAAUCUGUCUCAAUUUAACCUGCCCGGGCCCAGCAUGAUGCGGUCCAACAGCAUCCCAGCCCGAGACUCCCCCUUCGACCUCUACGACGACGCCCAGCUGUGCGGGAGUGCCACGUCCCCCGAGGAGAGGCCUCGCGCCGUCAGCCAUUCGGGCUCAUUCCGGGACAGCAUGGAGGAAGUUCAUGGCUCUUCGUUGUCACUGGUCUCCAGCACUUCCUCUCUUUACUCUACAGCUGAAGAAAAGGCUCAUUCAGAGCAAAUCCAUAAACUGCGGAGAGAGCUGGUUGCAUCACAAGAAAAAGUUGCUACCCUCACCUCUCAACUCUCAGCAAAUGCUCACCUUGUAGCAGCUUUUGAGAAGAGUUUAGGGAAUAUGACGGGCCGAUUGCAAAGUCUAACCAUGACAGCAGAACAGAAGGAGUCUGAACUUAUAGAACUAAGAGAAACUAUUGAAAUGCUGAAGGCUCAGAACUCUGCUGCCCAGGCAGCCAUUCAGGGGGCACUGAAUGGGCCAGACCACCCUCCCAAAGAGCUCCGCAUCAGGAGACAGCAUUCCUCCGAAAGUGUUUCCAGUAUCAACAGUGCCACGAGCCAUUCCAGCAUUGGCAGUGGUAACGAUGCUGACUCCAAGAAAAAGAAAAAGAAAAACUGGCUGAGAAGCUCCUUCAAGCAAGCCUUCGGCAAGAAGAAGUCCACCAAGCCUCCUUCCUCCCAUUCGGACAUUGAGGAGCUCACCGACUCGUCGCUGCCCGCGUCCCCCAAGCUGCCCCACCGCGCGGGCGACUGCGGCGCGGCCGCCCUGAAGCCCUCGCAGUCGGCCUCGGCAAUCUGUGAAUGCACAGAGGCUGAGGCAGAGAUAAUUCUGCAGCUGAAGAGCGAGCUCAGAGAAAAGGAAUUAAAAUUAACAGAUAUUCGGCUGGAGGCCCUCAGUUCUGCUCACCAUCUUGACCAGAUCCGGGAAGCCAUGAACCGGAUGCAGAACGAAAUUGAAAUACUGAAGGCUGAAAAUGACCGUUUGAAGGCAGAGACUGGUAACACAGCUAAGCCAGCUCGGCCACCAUCAGAGUCCUCAGGCAGCACUUCCUCCUCACCCUCUCGGCAGUCUUUGGGACUUUCUCUCAACAAUCUGAACAUCACAGAGUCUGUUACCUCAGAUAUUUUGCUAGAUGAUGCCGGUGACACAGCUGGACAUAAAGAUGGCCGCAGUGUGAAGAUCAUAGUCUCCAUAAGCAAGGGCUACGGUCGAGCAAAGGAUCAGAAAUCUCAGGCAUAUUUGAUAGGAUCCAUUGGUGUUAGUGGAAAAACCAAGUGGGAUGUCUUAGAUGGUGUAAUUAGACGUCUCUUUAAGGAAUAUGUAUUCCGAAUUGAUACAUCCACUAGCCUUGGUCUGACCUCUGACUGUAUUGUUAGCUACUGUAUAGGGGAUUUAAUUAGAUCCCAUAGCCUAGAAGUGCCUGAACUGCUGCCUUGCGGAUACCUUGUUGGAGAUAAUAACAUCAUCACUGUGAACCUGAAAGGGGUGGAAGAAAACAGUUUGGACAGUUUUGUUUUUGAUACGCUAAUUCCUAAACCAAUUACCCAAAGGUACUUUAACUUGUUGAUGGAGCAUCACAGAAUUAUACUCUCAGGACCUAGUGGUACUGGAAAGACCUAUUUAGCAAACAAACUUGCUGAAUAUGUAAUAACCAAAUCUGGGAGGAAAAAAACAGAGGGUGCAAUUGCCACUUUCAAUGUGGACCACAAGUCAAGUAAGGAACUGCAGCAAUAUCUAGCUAACCUGGCUGAGCAGUGCAGUGCUGAUAAUAAUGGUGUCGAGCUCCCGGUUGUGAUAAUUCUGGAUAAUCUUCAUCAUGUGGGCUCUUUGAGUGAUAUCUUCAAUGGUUUCCUCAACUGUAAAUACAACAAAUGUCCAUAUAUUAUUGGAACAAUGAAUCAGGGAGUUUCUUCUUCACCAAAUCUAGAGCUGCAUCACAAUUUCAGGUGGGUACUGUGUGCAAACCACACAGAGCCAGUGAAAGGCUUUUUAGGCAGAUACCUCCGAAGGAAACUGAUUGAGAUAGAAAUCGAAAGGAACAUACGCAAUAAUGACUUAGUCAGAAUUAUAGAUUGGAUUCCAAAGACAUGGCAUCAUCUCAACAGUUUUUUGGAAACACACAGUUCUUCUGAUGUUACCAUUGGUCCCCGACUUUUCCUUCCCUGCCCCAUGGAUGUGGAAGGUUCUAGAGUGUGGUUCAUGGAUCUCUGGAACUAUUCUUUGGUACCUUAUCUUCUGGAGGCAGUGAGAGAAGGUCUUCAGAUGUAUGGGAAGCGGGCACCUUGGGAAGAUCCCUCCAGGUGGGUGCUGGACACGUACCCAUGGAGUGCAGCAGCUCUACCUCAGGAGGGCCCCACGUUGCUGCAGUUGCGGCCAGAAGACGUUGGGUAUGAGGGCUGUGUAUCCACUAAGGAGGCCACAACCUCCAAGCACAUUCCACAGACGGACACAGAAGGGGAUCCCCUGAUGCACAUGCUCAUGAAACUGCAGGAGGCGGCCAGCUACACGGGCACGCAAGGCUGCGAGGGCGCAGGCGAUGGCCAGCACGAGGGCGGGCAGGAGGCAUCGCUGGAGUCCACCCUCUAGAGGGCGCGGGAAGUGAGGGGAGGAGACUACGCUUUCUGAAAGUGUUGUGAAGUAAGGUGUUUUCGCGAAGCCACUGCCAGUAUGGAAGUCUUGCCUGCCGGGGCCCUGACCCAGAGCCGUGAUUUCCAAGGAGGCAGCAGCGCCAGGUCUGAGCUUCUAGGCAUGUUUAUACGGGCCGGGCGCUAGAAGGCUCCAUCAGUCAGCUGGGAAGGACCCUGGCGGCAGGGCACCUGACUCAAUUGCACAUGGGAUAGCCAAACUGGACUUUCUUUUCUUCCUCUUUAAAAGUUUACAACGCAGACCUUUUUUUGUCCCUUCCUUUCGUGUCCCCUGAGGGGCCGCUGUCCCCGUGCAGGGCUCUCUCCUCUCCGUCCAGCCCCCUUUGUGCCCCAUGGUGCUGGUCACAGGGCCCCAGUAGUGUUUGUGCUCUGCGCUCACCCCAUUCCAAAACGAAGCCAAGAGGCCAGGCCUCGGCAAGCACACGUGAGAUUGUGCCACCCCCAGAAAAACAGGACUGUGGCAGGGAAGCUGGGAGAGCGCCCCACCCACUUCUCAGUGUAGGAGCCGCUGGUUUUAUAAGGCUGUUUUUACCACAGUGGUCUUUUUAACCCACCUGCCCACGCCCUUCACAAGAGUUUUAUACCAGUUAUUUAGACAACACUGAAAAAAGGCUUUCUUAGGGCUUUCUUCGUGUGAGCCUUUUCAGUGGAAGAAGGAACAUUUCCUAUGGUGCUCUCACUGCCUUAAUCAGACUUCUACGAUAGUUUAGCCAGGGGUUUCAGACCACUGGUUAUUCCCACUGUCUUUUCAUUGAUAACCAAGUGACAUCAGUUCAUACAGUAGCCUCAUCUCUCUUUGUUUGUUUGAAGAAAUGGGUAGGAGAAACAUUUGUGGUUUUACCUUGUGAACAGAUUGCUUUGCCCAUCCUCCACAAUAGCCAAGGAACCCGGAAACCCUCUUUGCCCGUUACUUAAAAGCUGAGCCAUGUGGCUAAAUUCUAUACAGUUCUAGUUGAAAGAGUUUCAGAAGGUGGGAUAUUGAAUUCUUAUCCAGCUGAGCUGCAAGCACUACAGGCAGCAUGAGCACAAUUAUUUGGCUUUCCUCCCCGCUUUUUUUUUUCUUUUUUUUUUUUUUAAUGUUUUGAGCAUGUUGUUUUGAUUGCUAUUAUUGUACAUGAGAAAUUCAGCAUUAAAGAACACUGAAGCAGUGAAGUCACUGUGGAAAAAGAAGCGUUUAUACUGUAAAAGAAGGUUAGAUUUGCACAGUCUACUGGGUAGGUAUUGUAAAUAAUAAUUUUAAAAACUUGCACAAAUCCAAAUGACCACACACAAAAAAGUAUUUUAUCCUGUUGGUGUUAAGAGGUGUUUCACUUGCUGAGAUUUCCUGUACAUUGCAAACAAAUACAGAAUGCAGAUUCUCAAAGCUGUUAUUAUCUGGUGUGUUUGUCCUGUGUUUACGGUUGUCAUGACUAUGCAGGCGCUAUCAGUGCUAGAGUGAGCAUGCUUCAGAGCUGUCCGAGAAGCUGGUGCAGUUUGGGAAAAGUAAAAAUGUCUGGAAGUGCAUCUGUUGUGGCAGGCUUUAAAGAGAGUGCAUGAAAACUGAUUGGAGUCUCUGGAGAAGUCACCACCACACACAGGGGACAGAAUUCAGGUGUAUAAAACCCAAGGGCUAGGCCAUGGUGUAGACCUGUCCUGUGCGUGUGAAAAUGUGUUACUUUCAGGAUGCUCAAUUGGUGCUACUCUCUGUGACCACUCAUGAGUCAGUUGCUACAGAACCAUAAUAGCACAAGACAUCUGUGCAGUUCCCGAGUGCCACAAAGUCCAUGGGUCCCACAUGGUGCUAUUGCCCUAAGGGAAAUCAGAACUGAAUUUAUGCACAUAGAAUUGUCACCCUGACUUUGAAGCCUCAAACAUGGAUCAAGAUCUGUUGUGAAACAUCAGUACAUGUAGCUGGAUGAGUGACUAGUUGCCCUUGUACAAUAUGUGACCUAAGAAAAUUGCUAAUCUUUCCCUGACAUUUUGAGAAACACAGUCCAAACAUGAUCAUACACAGAACUUCCUGCAAUACAUCCCAGUAGGUCCACCUAGUUUACAACUUAAACUAGUUUGUGAAACAUUUGUCUGUAUACAUUUUAUAUUUUGUACAUUUUUGAUGUAACAUAUCAUGUAAAUAGGCAGAAACAGUGAAAUAAAUCAUCUGAAAAGUUUUGUAGUCUUUGUAAAGCCCCAACAAUAAGUACUUGGUGUCAAUGGACUUAACUGGAUGAUGUAUUUUCUAUUGGUUUAUUGUUCCUCUAGCUUGUAAACCAGCUUGCAUAUAUUUUUUUGCAAAUGUGCACCCUGUAUCUGUCUAAAUUAUUACUUUGCCAUUAAAGUGGAAUUAUUUAUUGACAAAAA
This is a messenger RNA of Manis javanica (Malayan pangolin), 8813 nucleotides long. The record is from RefSeq and is a predicted model, not a curated record. NCBI's taxonomy places the organism in Eukaryota, Metazoa, Chordata, Mammalia, Pholidota, Manidae.